CAUGUCUCUAGAUUGGUUUUUGUGUAGUUUAAAACUAUUUCCUCUUCAAUUGAUUUUAAGGAUGUAUAUCCAUAUCAAUAGAAUAUAUUUAAGAAAACUAGUUCCUUUUGGUAUUAGUCUUAACACUUAAACCUGAACCCUACCUUGUAAAACAACAAUCCAACCCUUGGAGUUAGAAUCUAUUACAUUUACUGAAAUAGCUUUAUUAAUUAUUUUGGAAUAUAUCUUAAGGAAUAUGAUUUUCAUAGAACGCCCUCUAUCAAAUGCUCAGAUUAUGAUUUUGUGUACUUCUCCCUGCCAACUUAACUGACUAGUUAGUUAUUUAUUUGCCAGAAGUUCCAUCCAUGAUUUGAAUUCUUGUUACCAUCUGUUGUCUCCUACAAUUGCUAAAAUUCUUAUUUACAUUUGAUUUCAUCUCCUGUAAAACUUCGAAGAUAUUGUCUCUGCAACUUUUUCAUGAUCAAGCAAGUUGCUUCAAGCAAUGAUUUUUUUUUUUUUUUUUCUAAACCCUCGAUGUCCAAAAACAAUGUUAGAAUUGGAUUUAUACAAGAUUUAAAUUUGAGAUCUUAUUUAAGGAAACCAAGCUCUUAGUGAUGCAUUCAUUUGUUUAGUACAUUGCUAGUAGUGGUUAUGGGGAAUGGACAUUAAUAUAUUUUCUAGUUAAACCUUGUGUUUACUUCUGUUAUGGUACGUAUUCACCUAUUUUGCUAAUUAAUUUAAUCUCAAGUGUUAAACGCUUAUAGCAUUUCUGUGCUUCAAAUAGUAUCCAUCAUUCAACGUGAUUUGUCAAAUGACUCGCACCUUUUCCCAUUAUUUGGUCUUAAUAAUUUUUAUCUGUGGAGGACAUGGUAUUCAAAGUUUUGCUUAAUAAUUUUUCCAUCAUACCAAAUUUGGGUGAAGGUAAUCCCACUGGUGCAAUUGCUGGAGAAAUCGCUGGUGGUGCUACCUUACUUUUUAUUGUCCUAGCAAUUGCAUUUGCACGGUGGCGAUGGAGGAAAUCUCAAGAAUCUAUCUAUAAUGUACCCGAUGAAGGGGAUCCAGAAGUCCUUCUAGGGCAGCUUAAUAGGUUUUCACUACGAGCAUUACAAGUUGCCACAAAUAAUUUUAGCGAUAAAAAUAUUCUGGGUAGAGGUGGAUCUGGAAACGUUUACAAAGGACGCUUAGCAGAUGGUUCACUUGUGGCUGUAAAAAGACUAAAAGAAACGCGCACACCUGGUGGUGAGCUGCAGUUUCAAACAGAAGUGGAGAUGACCAGCAGGGCUGUGCACCAAAAUCUUAUAAGGCUGCGAGGCUUUUGUAUGACUCCAAAAGAACGAUUACUUGUAUACCCCUAUAUGGCUAAUGGAAAUGUAGCAUCAUGUUUAAGAGAGCGUCCUUCAUCACAACCUCCUCUUGAUUGGCCAACUAGGAAGCAAAUUGCAUUGGGAUCUGCUAGGGGUCUAUCAUAUUUGCAUGAUCACUGUGACCCAAAGAUCGUUCAUCGUGAUGUGAAAGCUGCAAAUAUUUUGUUGAAUGAGAAGUUUGAAGCUGUUGUUGGGAACUUUGGGUGGGUUAAACUAAUGGACUACAAGGAUACCCAUGUACGUACUGCUGUGUGUGGCACAGUUGGACAUAUUGCUCCAGAGUAAGUGUGUGUAUUUGUUUUUUUUUUGGUGUUUGUAUCUGCUUCUUGCAAUCAAGGACAGAGGAUACUUAGGGUUUGGGGGGUUAUGGCCCCUGAGUUAUGGAAGAGGAUAUAUAUAUAUAUAUAUAUAUUGUUAUACACAUCAGGUGUUUGAUCAAUUAUUUCAUUGAAUGGACUUCCUCUUUUAGAUUUUUUUUUUUUUUGUGUGUAGUGUUUUUUUUGUAGGAGCAAUUAAUUAACUUAAUCUCUUUAA
Messenger RNA from Rubroshorea leprosula, 1877 nucleotides. The record is from the annotation of a GenBank genome assembly. Lineage: Eukaryota; Viridiplantae; Streptophyta; Magnoliopsida; Malvales; Dipterocarpaceae.